AUGGGCGAGGUAGCGAAAAAAUUAAAUAUUGCCAACAUUUUAAAAUCUGUUGUAGAAGAGAUAAAGCCCGAUAACAUAAUUAGUGGCUUCAAAGCCUGUGGCUUGUACCCUUUUGAUGAAAAUGCUAUAAAUUACACCAAAUAUCUAGCAACAAAUAAUAAGGGAGAAGAAUCCAAAGAAGAAAAUAAAAUGAUAUCUCAUAUAGACUUUGAUAGUAUUAUAGGAGAGGAAAUAAUGAGCAAAAUGAAAGUUCUACAAUAUCAGGGAGUAAAUGUCAAUUCUCCUACCUUGUACAAGCUUUGUUCUUUUUUUCAAGGUGAUUUUCCACUGAAAGAAUCAACAAAUGUAGAAAUACAAUGUCCAAUAAAUACAACAACCAAUGUGAAUCUGAGCAACUAA
Parnassius apollo (apollo) is the source of this 399-nucleotide messenger RNA. NCBI's taxonomy places the organism in Eukaryota, Metazoa, Arthropoda, Insecta, Lepidoptera, Papilionidae. The record is from the annotation of a GenBank genome assembly.